This is a messenger RNA of Lepus europaeus (European hare), 1050 nucleotides long. RefSeq lists its product as uncharacterized. The coding region runs from base 125 to 871 and encodes 248 amino acids. Gene Ontology annotation, biological process: G protein-coupled receptor signaling pathway; chemokine-mediated signaling pathway; monocyte chemotaxis. Gene Ontology annotation, cellular component: extracellular region. Gene Ontology annotation, molecular function: CCR chemokine receptor binding; chemokine activity. NCBI's taxonomy places the organism in Eukaryota, Metazoa, Chordata, Mammalia, Lagomorpha, Leporidae. The transcript has 7 exons. The record is from RefSeq and is a predicted model, not a curated record.
GCCAGCACAGGAACCUGCAGCCCAGGAGCAGAGAGGCUGAGGCCAGCACAGGAACCUGCAGCCCAGGAGCAGAGAGGCUGAGGCCAGCACAGGAACCUGCAGCUCUCCCUCCUGGCGCUCCAGCAUGCAAAUCUCUGCAGCACUUCUGUGCCUGCUGCUCACAGCGGCUGCCUUCAGCUCCCAGGUGCUUGCCCAGCCAGAGGGGACUAACAGUGGCAAAACCUGCUGCUACAGAUUCUACAACAGGAGGAUGGACCUGCAGAAGCUGAAGAGCUACACACUCGUCAGCAUCAGCUACUGUCCCCGGGAAGCUGUGAUCUUCCAGACCAAACAGCACCGAGAGGUCUGUGCUGACCCCAAGUGGCCGUGGGCCCAAAAUGCCAUUGCCUACCUGAACAAGAAAACUCAGACUUCAAACCAUGAGCCCCUCUACAUCCCCCAGACUAAAUUGUAUUUUCUGGGGGCCAUGUGGCUGAAUACUAACCAAUUAGGUGAAGGCAGAGUGAUCAAAAGUGCACAGAGACUGAGACCAAUCCAGAAGCCUCCAGCUUGUGCUCCACGCUCAUCUGCUUGCCUCAGCAUGAAGGUCUCUGCAGCACUUCUCUGCGUGCUGCUCACGGCAGCUGUUUUCAGCUCCCAGGUGCUUGCUCAGCCAGCUUUUGUCCCAACCACUUGCUGCUUCUCUAUGGCCAAGAAGAUCCACAUUCAGCGGCUGGAGAGCUACAGAAGAAUCAGUGGCAGCAAAUGCCCCCAGAAAGCUGUGAUCUUCAAGACCAAGUUGGCCAAGGAGAUCUGUGCUGAUCCCAAGGAGAAGUGGGUCCAAGAUUCCAUAAAAUACCUGGACCAAAAAUCCAAAACUUCAAAGCCAUAGUCACCUAUUCUGAGACCAAACUGAAGUUUGAGAAAUGCUUCAUUUAUUUUCCUUCUCAAGAUGCAUUCUGAGGGGCUGAAGCUGCAGCGUAGUAAGCUAAGCCUCACCUGUGGCACCUGCAUCCAAUAUGGGUGACAGUUCAUGUCCCAGCUGCUCCUCUUUUCAUCCAGCUCUUGCUU